Messenger RNA from Syngnathus acus (greater pipefish), 2645 nucleotides. It is a transcript of the gene slc29a3, whose product is annotated as solute carrier family 29 member 3. The transcript has 8 exons. The record is from RefSeq and is a predicted model, not a curated record. Gene Ontology annotation, molecular function: nucleoside transmembrane transporter activity. NCBI's taxonomy places the organism in Eukaryota, Metazoa, Chordata, Actinopteri, Syngnathiformes, Syngnathidae. The coding region runs from base 457 to 1815 and encodes 452 amino acids. Gene Ontology annotation, biological process: nucleoside transmembrane transport. Gene Ontology annotation, cellular component: plasma membrane; Golgi apparatus.
GUUGUUGCUAGCAGGAGGAAUGGAUGCGAGUUUGUGUCACUUGUUUAUCUGCACUCCGGACAAGAGUAGACGUGAGGGAAAAGAUCCGUUCCUCUGUCACUGUGACAGAAGACAUAAAAAAAGUUUGUGACCUAGCAACAAUGAGAAUCUACAGCAACUUUGCAUUUGCCAGAACACUGAAGAUGGGUUUGCAAUGUUGCUUCUUAGCUUGAGAGUGACUCAGAACUUAAGACCAAAGCAAGAAGGAGUGGAUCAAGAAAGAUUACAAUCUGUCGGCGGACGUGAUCAUCGACAUAAAUGAUUUGGAGUGGAUCUGGAAAAAGUAUGACCCAACAUCCUCCUGUGUAAGUGGUACACAGAGAAAUCUGUCCAAGAUAAUGCUCCCACAACUUAUAUUUAGUUGGCUGGACAAGCACGGCACAAUUUCUAUGUAACGCUGUGCACUGCAACUUACAAAUGGACGGAAGAGCUCCUGCGCACCCCAACCUCAAUUCCACUUAUGGACCUGCUGUCCUUGACAACUCCAUUUCAUCAGAGGAUGAGGAGCGCGAGGAUCAGACUCCAUCAGUCCCCCUGGCCGUACGCUACGCGCCCGAUGAUCGCUACUAUUUGGUCUACAUCAUCUUCUUCCUCAUGGGCAUCGGCGCUCUCCUACCUUGGAACUUUUUCGUCACCGCCAAGAGCUACUGGAUUUAUAAAUUGAGCAGCACCACAGAGGAGCAGCGGUCUGACCUAAGUGACUACUUUGAAAGUUACCUGACAUUUGCUUCUACGGUGCCUUCAGUGCUGUGUUUGAUUCUCAACUACAUUCUCGUGAACAGGGUGUCUGCAAAUGUGCGCAUCCUGUCAUCCCUCUUGGUCAUCCUGCUGGUGUUUUUGGCGACCACUGUACUGGUCAAGGUGGAUGUGUCCCACUGCAGGCUGGAAUUCUUUGUGGGCACACUGGCCAGCGUGGCUGUCAUCAGUGGAGCUUCUAACAUCUUCUGUGCCAGCAUGUUUGGCAUCAGUGGACACUUCCCCAUGAAGAUCUCUCAAGCGCUCAUAUCUGGCCAGGCUAUGGGAGGCACGCUAAGCGCUGUUGCAUCCAUAGCAGACCUUGCACUGGCAGAGGACGUGACAGAAAGCGCCCUGGCGUACUUCCUGACUGCAGACGUCUUCAUCCUGCUCUGCAUCUUUGCAUACCUGUUGCUCCCCAAGCUGGCCUUCUCAAGAUACUACUUGAUGGCUGCCACAAUCAGCAUUCCAGGAGGAGGAGCAGCACCCACCCAAACACCUCCAUUAAGACACAUUCUCAGGAAGACGUGGGUUCUGGGCUUGAGUGUUUUUUGCGUCUUCUGCGUGACCAUUGUGGUGUUCCCUGGGGUGUUGUCUGGCAUCCAAUCCGUCAACAAGGACAGCGGGAGCCCCUGGACCAACACCUACUUUGUUCCCCUCUCCGCCUUCCUCCUGUACAACGUUGCAGAUUUCUGCGGCAGGCAGUCCACCGCCUGGCUGCAGUUACCGGGCCCCACCAGCCGACUUCUUCCCACGCUGGUUGUGUGCCGCUCCGUCUUGGUACCUCUCAUCAUCUUCUGUAACUACCAGCCCAGGGACCAUCUCCAUAUUGUGCUCUUCACUCAUGAUGUGUAUCCUAUCAUUUUCAACUGCCUGUUAGGCUUCACUAACGGCUACCUGGGGACUCUACCGAUGAUCUACGGACCCAAGGUUGUGCCCCGGGAGCUUGCGGAGGCUACUGGAGUGGUCAUGACCUUCUUCCUCUCUCUGGGCCUCACUGUCGGAUCUGUUAUGUCCCUCGUUAUUGUGCAUGCAAUAUGAUUAUGUACUGUGAUUAUGAACCCCUGAUAAGGAACAUACCCUGCAGCGAAAAAUGAAAUUGUGUGCGUAAUUGACGCCCGCCCUAGCAAGGGUUCCAAUUGUCUAUAGAUGUAAUUUUGAUGCCUCGGCACUAUACUGUAGUGAAUUGAAGGGCCUCAAUUCACUACAGUAUAGUGCCGAGGCACCAAAAUGCCACAAGAUAGUGGCAACAACGCAUUACUUUUAAUGGAUUAGUCUGAGCAAAAAAAAAAAAAGGCAAAUAUUGUUGAUGAGAAAAUAUUAAAUUAAUAUUGAAUUAAAUCUGUGAACGCCGAUAAAUCACACUGUUAAUUCGGUGUGACGUAAGACAAAAGCUUUCGCAUCGAACCAGGGAGGAGAAAUGUCUCAAAGGGUCCAAUUUGCACAAUUUACUCAGGGGUGUGCUCCUUUUUGUGUAAAAAGCUGUUUGUUGAGUUCCUUUGAGAGGACAGUCAAUUUAUGCUGCAAAACAAGCGAUUCCCUGACGACAUUGUAGCACUACAAGUAACUCUUCUUCAGUCUUGCCCAUGAAUAGAUAAUGAAUUUUUACAAAAAUCUGAGGGGAAUAUACUCACUUUAGAUACUGUAAACAACAUGAGGAGCAGGUACCACAAGUUUGUGCAAUCCACUAUUACUAUAACUCUAUUUGUUAUACUCAUGGCAUCUAAUCCUCAUUGUUUUUAUAUUACAAUGUUAUAGUUCGAUCUUUUCUUUGUGUAAUUUGCCAACAUGUUAUUAAUGUUCUGUGUGGUUUACAAUUGAAAAGUGGGUUCUACUUAAAACAAUGGCCAAGAGAGGGCGCCAAAGGACAA